AUGGCAGAACCAGAAUUCUACUUCGAAAAGUACAUUACAAAUAGACUUGGAUUGCGCGAAGAGUGUGAAAUAUAUUGCAUGCCAUACCAAACAAACUCUUGUAAAAACAGAAAUUGUUCAAAACAACAUGUGAAGCUCAGUAGCGCUGUUGUAUGUAAGCACUGGUUACGUGGACUUUGUAAAAAGGGAAUUAAAUGCGAAUUCAUGCAUGAAUACGAUCUUUCAAAGAUGCCUGAGUGUUAUUUCUUCAGCAGCUAUGGCGAAUGCAUGAAUCCAGAAUGCAAUUACAUCCACAUAGAUCCAAACAGUUUAUCUAAAGAAUGCGCUUGGUAUAACCGCGGUUUCUGUAGAAAUGGCUCAUCAUGCAAGAAUAAACACAUACGGAAAAAAUUGUGCUACAAUUACUUCCUGGGAUUCUGUCCAAAAGGUCCAGACUGCGAUUAUGGCCAUCCAAAGUCAAGUAUGAAUCCUAUGAGAGAAGUAUCACACAGUGACAUCAUCCAGAAACCAUCAAACCUCGCUGCUUCAUAA
Messenger RNA from Ordospora colligata OC4, 531 nucleotides. Its product is annotated as cleavage and polyadenylation specificity factor. The record is from RefSeq and is a predicted model, not a curated record. Gene Ontology annotation, molecular function: RNA binding; metal ion binding. Lineage: Eukaryota; Fungi; Microsporidia; Ordosporidae. Bases 1 to 531 code for a protein of 176 amino acids. The transcript has a single exon.